This is a messenger RNA of Staurois parvus, 317 nucleotides long. The record is from the annotation of a GenBank genome assembly. Lineage: Eukaryota; Metazoa; Chordata; Amphibia; Anura; Ranidae.
UGAUCACAUGUAAAUAAGGAAAUGCCGGUUAUCAGCAUUUCUCUCCUCUCGAGCUGGCACUGAUGAUCAGUGUGCCCUGAUGAUCAGUGUAGCCCCAGCAGUGCCACCUGGCAGUGUCCAUCAAUGCCAACUGUCAGUGCUUAUCAAUGCCACAUGUUAGUGCCUACCAGUGUACAUCAAUGCCACAUGUCAGUGCCCAUCUGAGCUGCCAUUCAGUGCCACCUAUCAGUGCCAGUCAGUGCCACCUACCAAUGCCAGUCAGUGCAACCUAUCAGUGCUGCCAAUCAGUGCCACCUAUCAGUGCCAGUCAGGGCCAC